Messenger RNA from Coniosporium apollinis CBS 100218, 2961 nucleotides. RefSeq lists its product as uncharacterized. The transcript has 4 exons. Lineage: Eukaryota; Fungi; Ascomycota; Dothideomycetes. Gene Ontology annotation, molecular function: 3'-5'-RNA exonuclease activity; endonuclease activity; RNA binding. The record is from RefSeq and is a predicted model, not a curated record. The coding region runs from base 1 to 2961 and encodes 986 amino acids. Gene Ontology annotation, cellular component: nuclear exosome (RNase complex); cytoplasmic exosome (RNase complex). Gene Ontology annotation, biological process: rRNA catabolic process.
AUGACUAGCUUGAAGCGUUCAUAUGCCGCUGAUCCCAGCGCGCAGAACCUCUCCAGCAAAGUCUACGUGAGGUCUACUAAGAGUGGCAAGGUACAGAAGAUUGUCAGAGAGCUCUACCUGAGACAAGACAUCCCUUGUUCAUCUAGAUUGUGUUCCAGAUGCGUGGAGAAUGCUCCCACCGACUAUCACAACAAGGUGUCUCCCUUUGUACUCUCAGAGACGCCCGCAGGUACCAAGAGCUUCCCGCAAGGCCACUACCUUGUUCCCGACACCAAUGCUCUCCUCACUGCAAUGGACCUGUUCGAGGUCGAAACGGCGUUCCGGGAUGUCAUCGUGCUCCAAACAGUUCUUGAAGAAGUCAAAAAUCGAUCCCUGCCGCUGUAUCACCGCCUCAUCAGCUUGACCAAGAACGAGGACAAGCGUUUCUAUGUCUUCUUCAACGAUUUUAGACAGGAAACCUACGUGGUCCGCGACGCCGGCGAGACCAUCAAUGACCGUAAUGACAGGGCUGUCCGGAAAGCCGUUCAGUGGUAUAGUCAGCAUCUGCAAGCAGCUGUCAAGGCGCGCAGGUCAGGACGGACACCAGCAGUAGUUAUGAUCAGCGAUGACCGAGAAAACUUGCGUAAAGCAGAAGCGGAGGGCAUCUCUGCAUUAUCGUUGUCAAAUUACGUUUCCGAACUUGAGAAUGCGAAUCAGCUGCUUGACAUGGUUAGCGAACGGCGGGAGCAGCGCGAUAACCGCGGCGGCAAAGUCGAACUUCUAUAUCCUGAGUACUAUUCGAUUUCGAAGAUGAUGACCGGUGUUAAAGCAGGCACCAUGCAUCAAGGCAUCUUCAACGUCUCACAAUACAACUACUUGGAAGGCUCUGUGCACGUGCCAGCAUUUGAGCGCUCUCUUCUGAUUUUAGGGAGGGAAAACAGCAACCGCGCUGUAUCAGGAGAUGUCGUUGUCGUCGAGGUGUUACCCAAAGAUCAAUGGAAAGCACCGUCCUCCAAGGUCAUCGAAGAGGAAGAAUUUAACAAGGACGACAACCCAGACGUCGAGGAGGGCGAAGCAGUGGUCACGGACCGGGAACGGCGCGCACUCCAAGAAGAGGUGAAGAGAGUUCAGGGCAAGGGCGUGGAAGGUCGGCCACAGCCUACAGCUCGAGUUGUGGGUGUGGUGAAGCGCAACUGGCGGCAAUACGUUGGGCAUAUCGACAAGGACUCCGUAAGGACAUCCAACAGGGAGAGCCGCGCGCAACAGACUGUCUUCCUCAUCCCAAUGGACAAGCGGAUACCGAAGAUCAGAGUACGGACGCGGCAGGCAGGGGAGCUCCUCGGUAAGCGAGUACUCGUCACGAUCGACUCUUGGGACCGGGAGUCGCGGUACCCUGUGGGUCACUUUGUCCGAUCACUCGGCGAGCUGGAGUCGAAAGGAGCGGAGACCGAAGCACUGCUACUUGAGUACGACGUGCAGUAUCGGCCUUUCCCUAAGACCGUCCUCGAUUGCUUGCCGGCAGAGGGACACGACUGGAAAGUCCCGGCCAGCCUUGAGGACCCUGGAUGGAGAGGCAGAAGGGACCUGCGAGAUCUUCUAGUCUGCAGUAUUGACCCGCCUGGAUGCGUUGAUAUUGACGAUGCGCUGCAUGCACGCCAACUACCGAACGGCAACUUUGAGGUUGGCGUACAUAUCGCAGAUGUAUCGCACUUUGUCAAGCCGAACAACGCCAUGGACAAGGAAGCUAGCAUGCGAGGCACCACCGUGUACCUAGUGGACAAGCGCAUCGACAUGCUACCAAUGCUCUUAGGUACAGAUCUCUGCUCCCUGAAGCCGUACGUCGAGCGCUAUGCCUUCUCUGUACUAUGGGAGAUUACACCCGACGCUGAGGUUGUAAACUCAAACUUCACCAAAUCCGUUAUCCGCUCCCGCGAAGCCUUCAGCUACGAGCAAGCUCAAAUCCGCAUCGAUGACGCUUCCCAGAAAGACGACCUGACCAAAGGCAUGCGCACCCUUCUGAUGCUCUCCAAGAAGCUCCGCCAGAAGCGUAUGGACGCCGGAGCUCUCAAUCUCGCCUCUCCAGAGGUCCGCAUCCAGACCGAGUCUGAGACGUCCGACCCGGUCGACGUACAAACCAAGCGCCUCCUCGACACAAACUCCCUCGUCGAAGAGUUCAUGUUGCUCGCCAACAUCUCCGUAGCCGGAAAGAAUUACUCCGCCUUCCCGCAGACCGCGCUUCUACGCCGCCAUGCCGCACCACCGCGAACGAACUUCGAGGAACUGCAGAACCAGCUCAAAGUCAAGCGCGGCAUGGAAUUACGCACCGACUCGUCCAAAGCACUGGCCGAGUCCCUCGACACGUGCGUAGACCCGCAGGAGCCCUUCUUCAACACGCUGAUCCGCAUCAUGGCUACCCGCUGCAUGAUGUCCGCCGAGUACUUCUGCUCCGGCACGCAGGCAUACCCAGAGUUCCGCCACUACGGCCUUGCCUCAGAAAUCUACACGCACUUCACCUCGCCCAUACGACGCUAUGCGGACUUGGAGGCCCAUCGUCAGCUCGCGGCCGCUAUCGACUACGAGCCGCUGGAUCCGAGCCUCCGCAGCAGGAGCAAGCUCGAGGCCGUGUGCAAGAACAUCAACGUCCGGCACCGCAACGCGCAGAUGGCGGGGCGAGCGAGCGUGGAGUACUACGUUGGUCAGGCACUUAAGGGGCGUGUGGUUGAGGAAGAGGGCUUCGUAAUGAGGGUGUUUAGCAAUGGAUUUGUGGUGUUUGUGCCGAGGUUUGGCAUUGAAGGGCUCAUUCGGUUGAGGGAUCUGGGGACCCCAGAGCCAGAGGGAGAGUUUGAUGCCGAGAAUUACGUGCUCAGGGUCAGGGGGUCAAGGGAGGUGAAUGUGGAGUUGUUUGAGAAGGUCAAGGUCAGGAUUAGCGAUGUGGCGGAGGAGAGUACGGGGAAGAGGAAGAUUAGGCUGGAGCUGUUGUAG